Messenger RNA from Fundulus heteroclitus (mummichog), 1121 nucleotides. RefSeq names its product T-cell immunoglobulin and mucin domain-containing protein 4. The record is from RefSeq and is a predicted model, not a curated record. Lineage: Eukaryota; Metazoa; Chordata; Actinopteri; Cyprinodontiformes; Fundulidae. The transcript has 6 exons. The coding region runs from base 56 to 769 and encodes 237 amino acids.
UCUGCUCCAAGAGUAUGUGGGGGGAGAAAUUCAUUGUAGCCUCUCUCUUUAGGACAUGGUUAUACAAUACCCAGCACACAUGUUUGUUCUUCCUAUUCCUUUCCUUCUCAUCCUGAUCCAAGUGUCAUCCUGCACCAUCAAAGUCACUGGUUACAUCGGGCAGGAUGUGACUUUGCCCUGCGCUUACGAUGCCCAAAGUAACGGAGUUUUAAGUUUCUGCUGGGGACUCGGGAGGGUGCCCCGAUCCAAAUGUGCCGACACGAUCCUGUCGUCGGAGUAUGGGGAGGUGACUUACAGAGAGUCCUCCAGGUACCAGCUGCUGAGCCAGGUGGAGCAGGGCAAUGUUUCCUUGACCAUCCUCAAUGCUCAGAGAAGUGAUGCUGGCAUCUACGGCUGCAGGGUGGAGAUUCCUGGGUUAUUCAACGACCAAAAGAGCAACAUAAACCUGAUUAUGGAAGAAGAAAGAGUGAUUUCACAUGAGAUGGAAGCUACAGAUGCAACAGUGACAACACCUCAGAGUCCAACCAGUCCGAUUAAUCUAGUGAAUGACGAACACAGCAAAUAUGUCAGGAGCUCGCAGGGAAAUUUCAAAGCCUUCUUAGGAGAGGAGAACAUUGGGAGAAUUGCAGCUAUUUUCCUCUUCACCAUAAUCCUAAUCCUCAUCCUCAUCUUUAGAAGGAACGUUUUGAUGCGUAGGACGAAGCCUUUGCAGCUCCACACCUGCACCGUCGUUGAGAAUAUGUACGACACCAUCCCGAUGGCAAAAUGAUGCCACUAACUUCAAGCUGUGUUCUAAAAAUAUGCACCUUGUUGUAUUUUCACCAUGUUAAAUUAUGUAAAUGUAAGAUCUUUUUUUUUUAAAGAAACAAUCAUGUCUUUAAAUAUGAUGCCAAUGAUUACCAGAGAUUGAUGAUAAAUGUAGAUCCCUAUAAUUAAUUAAUCGUCUUAAAUUUCUCUGUUCCUCACAUGAAAUGACUGGUUUACAGUAGAGCAACAAAAAAGUGAAAACAUUAUGUUUCGUUGUCUCUGGGUGUUAGGUGUAAUCUAUGUGCAUUCUGAGCUGGUGUCUCACCAAAAUUUCAUUAUGACAUACUGCCAAUAAAGUUUGUUGAUCUUGUGGA